UAACAGUCUUGACAGCAGCGAAGAAAGAUGCUUCCGUCAUCACCAAAUCAUCGUCGACUGCUGAGUCCAACUAGAGAAACGUGCUUUUGUUCUCUUGCGAAUCGAAUUGUGAAGCAUUAUAGCUUUGAUUCGUUCCUACACAAAGCGUUGGCGUUCAGAGCAAUUAAACUGUCUAUUCGGGGCUUCUAUAACUACUGAAAGUAUCUCUGACAGUAUAUUUUAAACUCAGAAAUUUAUGCGUGGAAGUCACGUUUCAACCUACGCCUGGCCGGAUACAAAAACUGACAAAAUUCCUUAGUUCUAACUCAAUCAAACUCCAAAGAAUAAAUUCGCAGUACAUUGAACGUGAACAAAAGGAAAAGAACUGCAACAUGCUGUUUAUCUCAGUGACGCAGUUUCGACGAAGACCUGAGCCUUGUCACAAAUUGUACAGUGCGAGUAGGUCAAAAUUGUUUUUGGAAACAAAAUGUUAAACAACACUUUAUAAUUACAACAACGUCCUGGUGGAGUUGUAUGUCUUACGGCAUGUCUGGUGAGCAGAUUGAAACAAAACUAAGGCCUGCACGGCUGUUACUCGAAAGAGGACGCUUUAGAAUUGUGACGGGUUCGCCAUUGAGAGAGACAGGAAGUUGAGUCGCGUCGAAGAAUAGAAGACGCCGGCAUUUUAAUACACGUGCGCCACUGCGCAUCGCAGGUAUUUGUUUACUGAAAAGGAGACACCAGACAGACUUCUUUCGAAGAUGAUAGUCCCAGUCAUGGGCAAAGAUCCAAGAUGGUUACUCGUCGAAGUUUGCAGAGAAUUUCAGCGUGGAAAGUGUUCCCGAACAGAGGACGAAUGUCGUUUCGCACAUCCACCCGCUCAUGUGCUCAUUCAGAAUGGAAAAGUCACGGCGUGUUUCGACUCGUUGAAGGGACGGUGUCAUAGAGAAAAGUGCAAGUAUUUGCAUCCUCCAAAGCAUAUAAAAGCCCAGAUGGAGAAUAAUGGUCGCCUACUACAGCAGCAACAGCAACAACAACAGCAGCAGCAGAUUGCUUUCCAGCAGCAAGCUUUUGCACCCCUAGCUCAACAGAUGCUGGCAAAUCCCUCAUUUAUCUCUACCUGGCCUGUAAGUGUUCAAGGAUCAAAUGGGACGUACCUCCAGCAACCGGUUGCUUUUCUACCCGAUGCAUCUGCUCUGGCUCAGACUCCAUCAAGAAGACUGGACAAAUCUGACAAACUUGAGGUCUGCCGAGAAUAUCAGAGAGGUGCAUGCUCAAGAGAAGAAUGCAGAUAUGCACAUCCCCCAAGACAUGUGUCUGUUGACAGCUCUGAUAACAUGAUCACAGUCUGUAUGGACUUUAUGAAGGGGAGAUGUCAAAGGGAAAUGUGCCGCUACUUUCACCCACCAGCUCAUCUUCAAGGAAGAGUUCGAGCUGCUCAGCAACAGUCAUUGCCGCUGGAGGGUAGCCGCAAGAGGCCCCAUGAAAUGCUACCUGAACUGACCUUUGGUGAACCAUUUAAGAAACAGACUGCUGUGGAGGUGCCUCUGGUUAUGCCAGGGGCAGCGGCAGCGCUUCAGUCCUUCAACCAACCGCUCGGAUUGCAGUUCACGUCUCUUAUACCUACAAUGCCACUACUUGCACCUGGCCUACCCUUGGUUCAAACACAAGUGCCUCAGCACUCCUCCAAUGGGUUGCCAGUUUGUCGGGACUUUGUCUCUGGCCAGUGUCACAGAGAAGCCUGCCGCUAUGCCCACGUUAAAGACAAGAAUGUAGAAGUUGUGGAUGGUAAGGUGACAGUUUGCCGAGAUGCAGUGAAGGGGAAAUGCACAAGGCCUAACUGCAAGUAUUACCACCCAGUGGUCAGCCCUGCAGCUGGUGCCUCAUCAUCAAAGACUCCUAGAUAGAACCUGCAAUGGUUACAGUGAGGCAGAAAAAUACUGGAGAGCAGCUAUUUUUGGUACAGUGAAAAAUGAUGUUACCGGCCAUAUACUACCAAAAAUUCUUCAAUUUAAGGGGGAACCCCCCACCCAGGUUUUCAAUUCACUUUCAAGCGCUGUUACUAAGCAUGCAUGCAAGCAAAAUAAUCACACUUACUACGGAUUCUUAAAGAAUUCUGUACAUGUAGAGAUGCAAACUUAUCAGCUAAAAUAGCUUAAUAAUUGUUAGGACAUAACUGUUGCUAAAAGAUUUUUGCUAAGCAAAUAAACAUUGUGUUGUUCCAGAGAAGGUGUACACCCACCCACACUCAGCCUUACAGAAGUUUCCCUUUUUGGUUUAAAUUUUUCCCACCCCUCUGGAAAUUACAGUUUAGCUUGAAGUUCAUACUUUUCUUUAAAAGUUUUGGAAUGGGGGUGGGAGGGGCUUCUAAGCCCCUUGGAAUUUCCAGUGACUCUAUCCUGGGGUGGGCAAGGAUAUUUUCUGGAACUGUACACUUGCAAAAUGGCAUGGUUUGUGGUGUGCUGGUACAGGUGCUAACAAAUGGGCAUAAAUGGCAAGUAGAAGGGUGUACUUUCUUACAGUGUACAGAAAUGUUGCAUUGCAAGUUGAAAAGCAGGAUCUUGCUGUGCACAUUACCACUUACAUUGCAAGUUGUGGCAACAUGUUGUCAUACAGAGUUCAUGUGAGAACUUGUCGUCACAACUUUCAACACUUGGUAGACGUAUACUUAAGUUUCUUCCAUUUUUGAAAAAUUCUGGAAAUUCUGGUUUGGAUGUAAGUCAAACGCAACUUCUCAGGGCCAGUCCACUGGAAAAUUUCUUAGAGGAAUGGCCCUGAACUUCUGAAACAGUAGUCCUGUUUUCUCAUGGUUCUCACUCUGAUGGAAAUUUGGGUUUGACUUAUGGCUUUGAACCACAUUAAGCUUUUCACUUUCAUGGCCUUGCACAUCAAGUAUUUCUUUGGGAAACUUUAAAUGGAACAGGGAUCUUUCACUUGGAAUGAAACAAUUCCGGUGCAGGACAAGUUACGAAAAAAUGUUUCUUGAUGUUUUACAGGUACUCAAUUUUAUUAUUUUGAGUGCAGACCGAGAGAGAGAGGGUCAAAGAUUAAGACUCACUGCAAUGAAUAAUUUAUGCCCAGAAGUUAGCUUCUGAACCAGCUGUGCUAGCUUUUAAAUGGCUGUUUCUGCUGUGGUCAUAUAUGUUUGUUUUUCAUCAUAUUCACCUCUUGACAAAAUGCAAUGGAUUUGGUAAUAAUACUUUGAUUUUAUGUCUAGUUAAUCAGUUUGAGUUAGUUUUCUUUCUCUCAGAGAAAAAUGUAAUAACCUAAUUUUGAUUCAAUCUGAAAACGUGGACGUUUUGUCCUUGUAUUGGACCAUGUUAAAUUUGUAUUGUGGUAUAAAAGUAACCUUGGAAGUAUGAAUCAGUUAAGCCAUUGCUGGGCUUGUGAAUAGAAUGCUCCAAAUUCCAGUGGCGAUUCUAAUAGACCAUUGUUUGCAUUCCAAGUAUUGGAUUGGAACUACAAUAGCUUGCAACUGAGGCUAAUGCAGGGAGUCUUUUCAAAUGCAAAUUAUAUUAAUCUCUUUUUAAUGAUCUUCCCUUACACGAGCCUCCAUUGCAGUCCAUUACUGAGAAUGUGAAUAUGGCCUAUUGCUUUGAUGCCUUCCAAGCAAACCAAUAUUAUAGUGCUUGUAUAAGCCUUUCCUCUGCUGACUUGUCCAAUCCAGUGUGGGUUUCACCGCUGGGGAGAGAAGUUAGGCUUUUGGGUGUGCAAUGGAAGUUCAUCUGUCACACAGACUGCAGAGCAGUGAUCGCCCCUUUACACCUGUUCAUUUAUUAUUGUGUGGUUAUUGCACUCAUCUAUGACAAGCAUUUGCGCAUGACUCUCUAGGAACUGGAACAUUAAUGUGCUUAUUCACAAAUUUAACCAUGGAUGGUCAUGUUUUAUUCUUCAUCCAGCCAUAAAUUUGCAAGCCCAGUCAACUAAGUGAUUCAUAUGGUUUUUCUGACUCUUCGAUAUUUUGCCGACACUGUAUUAAUUACUAGUAUUUUGUUUUGUCAGUUUAUGGGGUGACACAUCAACAUGCUUAAAUUUGCAUGUAAUGUUGUGUAGAUUGCAUCAAAAAUUGUGCAUGAAGCAUCUCUCUAAAUGAUGACAUUUUCAUUUUAGAAAAAUAUUGUUCCACAAUUGUUCAUGAUUAUUUUUACACAUGAUAAUGGAUGGAAAGUACUUCGACUAAAGUACAGUGCAAAAAGUACUUUUUUACUAGAGAAUGAAGGAACAGAAACUGGUUUUCUGAUUUUUUUUAACAAAAUAAAUGUUUUAUGUCAUUCUUGUGAAUGAAAGUUAAAAGGUCUAAAAAAACAAAACGAGAAAGAAUUUUCUAUGCUGCUGUUUCUGUACAGUAGAGUUAUGGAAAUUAACUAUACCACAGCUAUUUCAAAAAACGUUGUUGGGAUUGAACUUUCAAGACAGCAUAUUUUUUCCCAAGAGUAGUUUGCAAUGAAAAGAUCGGUGUGCAGAAAAGUUCUUCCUCCAGGUUGCUCUUUUAGGGUCAAUUCAGAUGGUAUGAUUUUUUGCUUUGUGACCGUUUUAAGUAAAAUGCUUAGAGAUCCUUACAGUCAACUACAUGGUUCCCAUUCAAAUGAAUCCUCUAAACACAGGAAUUGUGAGCAUGUCCUAGGUUUGAUUUGGAUGAAGCCACUAAUUCUGUAAGCAUGUGGUUUGUUACAGUCACAAGCAAGAAUAAUGGCACCUUUAUAGAGCCUUAGACUUAGGACUCUGUUUUAAUCUUCCAAGAGUUUCCAUUUUCACAGAGUUAGUUUCCUGUCCCUUUAACAGCUGGACACUUCUAAUGUGCGUUAAGUUUUUUUCUCUUAUUACCAAUAAUAGUUCAGAAUUAAGCAUGUUUUCUCCUUUGCAACUAGUUGUUAGAGUUGUCACACAGUUGCUUUCCCCCACUGUGGCAACUCUGAUUUUAAGUGGUUGCGAAUGAGGAAUCUUCUCUUUCACUAACUAGUAGAGAAAUCUCAAGACAAAACAAAACAAAACAAAACAAAACAAAACAAAACAAAACAGUAAGAUUGCAGAUUGUUUUGCAGUGAGCAAUUCCAGUUAUUUUUCCAUAUUACAUACAAUUAUUAGGCUUGAGGAGUCUACCAGGCAACUUUUUUGUUAAAUAGCUGUGAGAUACAAGUAAGUAAAGUGUUUGUACAAUGGAACUGACAUAUCAGCUGGCCUGUUUUUGCUUGUCUUUUAUUUUCCUGCAAAUGUGUAAGAAUCAAAACCUUUGAAGGAGAUAUUUGCUUCUAUCAUUCAAACGGCAGUGACUUGUUGAUUCACAAGGUUAAUGCGCAAAUAUCUCCUUCACAGGCUAAAGAUGUGGUAACGUUUUAGGAGAGAAGGGAUGAAGAGAAUUUAUUUUUGUAUCCCUGUGCUAAGAGAAAAAUAGCAGCAAAGCUAUCAAGCAGCUUAUUAUAUUGCUGGCAAUAGUUUAAUGCUUUAAUCCAUUUUAAUGUUAAAUUAUAUUAUUGUAAAAUGUAUUCAUUAUAUAAAGAGUCCCAGAGUUGUAAAGUUCGGUGCAUGCCAAAAAUUAAGAAGAUUAAAGUAAGAUAUUAAUAUUUUAUAAUAUUUAUUUAAAAUUCAAAUUUUGUUCACUUAAUUUACAUUGAGUCUAGAAUAGAGUUUAGUAUGAAUUAUAAGGACACAACAAAUACAAGUAAGGUUGCCGUGGUCCCUGUUAAAGUAAAAAAAAGACAAUAAUUCAGUCGUGACUCCUGGAUGUCAAAAUAUUUAGAAAGUUUUAGAAGAGAUGAUUUUCCGUUUUCUUGUGGUGGAAGUCCUGCUGGGUUGCAGUGGUGGCAAAACUUGUCCUCACUGCAAGCUAAGUUAUGGUCAACCUUGCACAAGAUGACUCUACCUUGAUGGCAAUAUGGAAUCAAAGAAAGCAUAAAGCUUAUUCAUUCACUCUUCAAAUUAUCCUUUAAAUGAAUGAUUUAAUGUUGAAGACAAAUUUAAGAUUUGUUAAAUUAGUUUAGAUUAUUGUUUCUCUUUCUUUAGGCAGCACAGAUUUUUAACAGGCUUUAUUUCUUCCUUAUUUAUAUUUUAAGGUUAAUGAAUACAUGCCCUGGUGGUUGUAUGACACUGUUGUGUUUCUUGGGACAAAUAAACUCUUUUUUCACCAUCUUGAA
Molecule: messenger RNA, 6110 nt
Organism: Orbicella faveolata
Lineage: Eukaryota; Metazoa; Cnidaria; Anthozoa; Scleractinia; Merulinidae
Product: muscleblind-like protein 3
Biological process (GO): regulation of RNA splicing
Cellular component (GO): cytoplasm; nucleoplasm
Molecular function (GO): RNA binding; metal ion binding
Source: RefSeq, a predicted model, not a curated record